This is a messenger RNA of Trichoderma virens Gv29-8, 2928 nucleotides long. RefSeq lists its product as uncharacterized. The transcript is spliced from 9 exons. The record is from RefSeq and is a predicted model, not a curated record. Lineage: Eukaryota; Fungi; Ascomycota; Sordariomycetes; Hypocreales; Hypocreaceae. Gene Ontology annotation, molecular function: FAD binding; O-methyltransferase activity. Bases 1 to 2928 code for a protein of 975 amino acids.
AUGGCCAACAUCCCGGAACAGUGCACAGUGCUGGUAAUUGGUGGCGGACCAGCAGGCUCAUAUGCUGCUUCGGCUCUUGCUCGAGAGGGCAUCGAAGUGGUUCUCCUUGAGGCAGAAAAAUUUCCGAGAUAUCACAUUGGCGAGAGCAUGCUUCCCUCUAUGCGCCACUUCCUCAAAUUCAUCGAUGCCUACGAAAAGUGGGAUGCUCAUGGGUUCAAUAUCAAGAAAGGCGGUGCUUUCCGUCUCAAUUGGUCUCGACCAGAAACUUAUACGGACUUCAUCGCAGCUGGGGGACCCGGAGGCUACGCCUGGAACGUUGUCCGAUCUGAGGCAGACGAGCUGCUGUUCAAGCAUGCAGCGGAGUGCGGUGUCCAGACAUUUGACGAGACUAAGGUAGCAUCUAUUGAGUUUGCUCCAGCUACCUCUGAUGUUCAAAGCUUGGGUCGACCCGUAUCUGCCACAUGGACUCGCAAAGAUGGAAGCUCUGGCACAGUUUCUUUUGAUUAUGUCGUAGAUGCGUCAGGCCGAGCAGGGUUGAUCAGCACCAAGUAUCUGAAGAACCGAUCUUAUAACCAGGGUCUCAAAAACGUCGCUAGUUGGGGUUAUUGGAAGAACGGUGGUGUCCACGGAGUUGGAACACACAAAGAAGGUGCACCGUAUUUCGAAGCACUCAAAGACGGUAGUGGAUGGGUUUGGUUUAUCCCCCUCCACAAUGGCCAUCACUCGGUUGGAGUUGUUCAAAACCAGGAAAUGGCAGCCAAGAAGAAGCGAGAAAUGACUGAACCAUCUUCCAAAGGCUUCUACAUCGAGUCUCUAGACCUUGUCCCCGGCAUCAAGGAACUUCUCGCCAACGCCGAACUCGUUUCUGAAAUCAAGUCAGCGUCUGAUUGGUCAUACAGCGCCUCAAAAUACGCCUUUCCAGGUGUCCGUAUUGCCGGAGAUGCUGGGUCUUUCAUUGACCCAUUCUUCUCCUCAGGUGUUCACUUGGCUCUUUCAGGCGGCCUAUCGGCAGCUACAACAAUCGCUGCGGCUAUUCGAGGUGACUGCGGCGAGAAGGCUGCAUCAUCUUGGCAUGAUAAGAAGACAGCCGAGAGCUACACUCGCUUCCUCUUAGUGGUCUCGAGCGCAUUGAAGCAGAUCAGGUCUCAAGAUGAGCCUGUUAUCAAUGACUUUGAUGAGGCGACAUUUGAAAGAGCAUUUGACCUUUUCAGACCCAUUAUCCAAGGCCAAGCUGAUGCUGAUGCCAAAGGAAAACUGACACAGGCCGAAAUUUCCAAGACGGUGGAGUUCUGCUUCAAAGCAUUCGCCCAUGUCUCAUUCGAGGAAAAGGAAGCCUUGGUGAAGAAGCUCAAAGAACUUGGCCUCGAUGGCGAUGCUUACGAUGAGAGCAACCGCAAGGCUCUCGAUGAGCUUGAGAAGAAGCUGACACCCGAAGAGCAAUCAAUCCUGAAGACGCUGAAGGGACGGCGUAUGGUCCGCCCCGAAGAUUCACUUAACAUUGACAACUUCACUCUCGAUUCUAUUGAUGGUCUUGCUCCACGUCUGGAGCGUGGGAAGUUGGGGUUGGCUACUGCUAAGAAGGCAGAGGUCAAAUUCACACGCCAUGACCCCCUUUCAUUCCUGAACGGUGAAUCGAAGGCUGUGAAGAAGGCUUUACAAAAUGGUCAUGCUGAGUUGAACGAGAGAAGCGAAGUUCACAGCACCAAUGUCACUAACGGAGAUAAGCCUCUGAAUGGACAUACCAAGGUCGAAGACCAAUCCGUUGCAAGCCUCGUGGCAGAACUUGUUGCUUCUGAGAGGAGCCUCCCCCAGGCAUCACUUGAUGAAUCUAGCAGGCACCGCUUGAUUUCGUCGUUGCAGGAGUCUGCAGAAGAACUUGAAACUCCAUAUGACUCUAUGCUGCGCUUCCUCAAUGCUAGUCGGCAAAUUGCCCUCAUCAAGAUCGGCGGUGACCUUGGAAUCUUCAAGUGUCUGGCGGAGAGCAAGACACCUUUGUCUUCUAAGGAGCUGGCCAAGCCCAACAUGGCUGACCCGACUCUCGUUGGUCGUAUCAUGCGCUACCUGGUUGCUAACCGUCUUGCCGCAGAGACGGCCCCAGAUCAAUAUGUGGCCAGAAAGAUGACGUACGCCCUGGCAGAUCCUCAAAUUGAGGGUCCCAUGCGCUUCUUCCACGCCGUCAGCAGCCCUUCCUUCCAGGCUCUGCCCGACUUCCUAAAGGAGACUGGAUACCAGAACCAACCACAGACUUCUGCUCUUCAAAAGGGCCUCAACACAGAUUUGGGUCUGUUUGCCUGGUUGAAGCAGCAUCCGGAUCUGUUGAAGGACUUCCAGAAUCUCAUGGGAAUUCCCAAAGAAGGUAACUGUCUCGAUGUGAUUUCGUUCGAAUCUGCCGUGAUCGGCGGCCACGAAGGUCCAGUAUUCGUAGACAUUGGCGGUAACACCGGCCAUCAAGCAAAGCAACUGCUAGCCAAGUAUCCCGAGUUGGCCAAUCGAGUGGUGGUUCAAGAUCGUGAGGAGACUAUCAAAAGCGCUUCGGAUGUCAAGGGAUUCCAGCUGAUGGCACAUGAUUUCUUCAGCCCACAGCCCGUUCAAGGAGCCAAAUACUACUACCUGCGAGCCAUUCUUCACAACUGGGAUGACGAUAAAGCUUCCCAAAUCCUGUCCAACAUUGUACCAUCCAUGUCGACUGAUUCACUAAUGUUGAUCGAUGAGCUCGUCAUAGCAGAUCAGGGAUCUCACGUCUGGCCUGCAGGCCUCGAUCUCCAGAUGUAUACACUAUUUGGGUCUUCCGAGCGGACGGCAUCACAAUGGGAUUCUAUUCUCGACCGUGCCGGACUUCGCCCUGUGGCAGUCAAGAAGUAUGCACCGGUUAUGGGAAGCUCGGUCAUUUUCGCUGCACCAAAAUUUCGCUGCUACACUACACUUUAA